GAAUGAGGCCUACGAACUUGUUUGGUCCUGAAAGAUUGAUUAACGCAGUAAGACAAAUUUGUAAAAAAACUGCUUUGCAAAGUUCUGAUAUGUUAAAAGAUAUCCAGACAUGUCAGAUAACUGAAAUUAAUUAUUUGAAUGGAUAUUUGGUAAAGCUGGGCAAGAUUUAUGGGAUUCCCACACCAAUAAACCAAUUUGUUAUUGAUAUGAUAUAUUUAAAACAUAUCUUACAUUCUGAUUCUCAACAUUUAAAAAGUAGGUUAUAG
Molecule: messenger RNA, 266 nt
Organism: Racocetra persica
Lineage: Eukaryota; Fungi; Glomeromycota; Glomeromycetes; Diversisporales; Gigasporaceae
Source: the annotation of a GenBank genome assembly